Messenger RNA from Macrosteles quadrilineatus (aster leafhopper), 1199 nucleotides. RefSeq names its product replication termination factor 2. Gene Ontology annotation, cellular component: nucleus. The transcript is spliced from 5 exons. NCBI's taxonomy places the organism in Eukaryota, Metazoa, Arthropoda, Insecta, Hemiptera, Cicadellidae. Bases 170 to 1114 code for a protein of 314 amino acids. The record is from RefSeq and is a predicted model, not a curated record. Gene Ontology annotation, biological process: mitotic DNA replication termination; site-specific DNA replication termination at RTS1 barrier.
GUCAUCUUCAUCUAUCUGUCAUCCUUUCUGUAAUCCCUGUUCUUUUGCAAAUAAAUACGUUUUACGUUCAGUUUCAGUAAAAACAGUUAGUUUAACUUAGUACAGUACAGGCUUUCUUGAAUAAUUAUUAUUCUUAAUAAUUGAAUUACAUUUAUUCAAUUCUUAGAAAAUGGGUUGUGAUGGUGGAACCAUACCUAAAAGAGAUGAAUUGGUUAGGAUAAAAAAGAAGCCUGAACAGAAAGACAAGGAUUCAGAAUUGUCUUACCGUUGGCGGCACUGUAGCAUAACCCAACAGCCUUUGCAAAAGCCCAUUGUAGCAUGCGGUCUUGGCCGUCUCUACAGUAAAAUAUCUGUUAUCGAGGGACUCCUAGAUCGCUCCAGUUUGCCAGAAACUGCAAGACACAUCAGAAACCUUAAGGAUGUGAAAGAGUUGAUCCUAACACCUAACCCAGCCUUCAAGGAGGGUGCUGAGAAAGGGGACGGUUAUGUCGACAGACAGUGUGCUCCUCACAUCUGCCCUGUCAUCGGUAUUGAGAUGAACGGGAAGUUCAAGUUCUCCUUCAUCUGGUCCUGCGGCUGUGUCAUGUCUGAACGAGCGUUGAAGGAAAUCAAGACCAAAGUCUGCCACAAGUGUCAGAAACCCUUUGGAGAAGAGGAUGUUGUAGUGUUGAAUCCGGAGGGUAACGAUGCUGAUUUGAUGGCUACACGCAUGGAGGCGAGACUAGCAAGAGCUAAACUAGAUAAAAAAUUAAAGAAAGCAGUGAAAGUAGAGCCGGUUGAGGAAACUGUUGUAAAUGCUGAAACUUCAGAAACUAAAUCCCCAGUUGCCGAUUGUGAAAUUAAACCAACCGUGGCUGUGAAAACGGAGAUUUCUGAUAAAGCAGCCGCUACAAGUGGAAAACUCGUAUCCAAACUGCCUAAAGCUGGUACCUCACACAAACGAGGAUCGGACACAAAAAUUGAAGACCCAGACUUCAAGAAAGCCAAGGGAAGUUACAGUGUUGCUAAGGACCCGAAUGCAAGUGACGUUUAUAAGAGUUUGUUCACAUCACAUCAGAAGGCCCAAUCACAAACCAGGGCACACUGGAUUACUUACAAUCCGUUUUAUAAUUAGUCGCCUUAGAUUCAAACUGUUUUGCACGAUUGUGUGGUACAAAUUGUAAAUUUUUAUAUCUAUCAAAUAAAACUUUUACAAAGUA